Marasmius oreades (fairy-ring Marasmius) is the source of this 1696-nucleotide messenger RNA. RefSeq lists its product as uncharacterized. Lineage: Eukaryota; Fungi; Basidiomycota; Agaricomycetes; Agaricales; Marasmiaceae. The transcript has 2 exons. The coding region runs from base 24 to 1634 and encodes 536 amino acids. The record is from RefSeq and is a predicted model, not a curated record. Gene Ontology annotation, molecular function: protein binding.
GCCUCAGAGCUCUCACCUCCACAAUGGAGUGGAAAUCCGAUUUUAAAAAGGCCAUCGAGUCUUUCAAAUAUUCCAAAUACGACGAGGCGCUCAUUUCCUUAAAUCGAGCUCUGGAACAUGGAGGUCGUGAGCAUUAUGUAGUUUUCGACUCUCGUUCAGCGGUUUACUCGAAGAUCGGGGAACUUCGACUCGCGUUAUUGGAUGCAAAGAAAGUCAUCAGUUUGGCUCCAACGAGGUGGCAAGGCUUCUCGCGUGCGGCGCAUCUUUUCCUCCAGUUCAAUCGCUUCGUUGAAGCCCAGAAGAUGGCAGAUGCUGCCUUGAAACGACUCCCAGCAGAUGAUCUGAAAAAUCGUGCGUCGUUACUCGCGCUCAUAGGCGAAAUCAAAACAGCUCGAAGUCGCGUUACCUGUCAUCUUGCAACCCUACCAAACGAACUUAUCUCCGAAAUAUUCCACUACUUGGUCGAUUUCAACCCCAUCAAUGUCCUCUUGAUUUCCAAAAUUUCCGGUCAUUUGCGGAAUGUCGCAUUAAACACACCCUCACUGUGGAGAACCUUGGUGCUCACGAAGAAAUCGCCCGUUCGGAAAUCUGCUUGGUGGAUUGAGCGUUCGAGGGGUCGUAUACGAGAACUCAGUCUUCGAAGAUCGCUACUUGAAGAGAACAGAUGGACUCUGGAGAAUAUAAAAGGAAUUCUGUGGGAUCACCUACGCAUCCUCCGCUUAGAGGAUUUUGAUUUAACCCAAGUGCUUGAAAAGCACGCGCAAGUGGGGCAGCUUCCUUCACUGGAGGAGUUAGAGCUUAGAGAUAAACUUUUAGACACAUCUAGAGACCGUUUCAUCAUCCGAUUCUCUCACCUACGACGUUUAAAGUUGGAAGGAUCCAUAACCAGUCUCCCAGACAAAUUUCCAUCCACUCUUCGCUAUCUAUCACUUCAACGAAUUCCAGAACGUUGUCUCGAUAGAAUCUUCUCUCUCCUUGCCUCCAAUCCUCACCUUGAGGCCUUGUGUCUCGACACAACAUUUGCGGAAUUCUGGAAAACUCCUACAACUGUCAUCUCCCUUCCAUACCUCACCACUCUUGAGAUCUGCUGUCUCCCACAAUUGUUCCGAUUUCUCACAUUUCCCACAUUGGCAGUCCUUCGCAUCAAGAAAAACGCUAACAUCGACAUGAUCAUUCAAAGUUUGGUGGAGAACGGGACAGGGUUAUUGACAGAAAUCUCAGUGAUUUCGUGUGCGGUAUCAAAUGCACUUUUUCUUCAACUGCUUUCCAUGAAUCCUCUCCUACAAUCUCUCGUUCUUAAUCACUUGGCGUACACUGCAAACCCAGUCCUCGAAGCCUUAGCACCACCAUCCCAGGCAGGCGCGUUAUGCCCUGCCUUGACCCAUGUCGACUUUUCAAAUUGUCCCGACGUUCAGACAGGACCGCUCGCACGCCUGGUGAAAUCUCGUCUUGCAAUCGAAAAAGAGACGACACCUGAAGGCGAAAGCUCUGUUCGGCGUCCAGCACCCAUCGAUGUGAUCAAAGUGGAUGGUUGUCCCCGUAUCGAUGCCGAAUUCAUCCCCUGGUUCCGGCAACGAGUACAGACAUUCAGUUGCAUAUACAUGACAAAGAAAGCAGCAAGUUGGAAGCGUUGAAUUAAGUGCUCAAUAUCUUAGUAGAUUUGAAUGGCUGGAGUAUGCAUACACUUAUGUCGGAG